Messenger RNA from Pseudopipra pipra, 944 nucleotides. Its product is annotated as zinc finger protein 664-like. Gene Ontology annotation, cellular component: transcription regulator complex; PcG protein complex; chromatin. The transcript has 2 exons. The record is from RefSeq and is a predicted model, not a curated record. Gene Ontology annotation, molecular function: RNA polymerase II cis-regulatory region sequence-specific DNA binding; DNA-binding transcription factor activity, RNA polymerase II-specific. Bases 1 to 513 code for a protein of 170 amino acids. NCBI's taxonomy places the organism in Eukaryota, Metazoa, Chordata, Aves, Passeriformes, Pipridae. Gene Ontology annotation, biological process: regulation of transcription by RNA polymerase II.
AUGUGGGAAGAGCUUCAGCUGGAGUGCUUGGAAUGUGGGAAGAAGUUUCAGCGCAGCUCACAUCUUCUCCUGCACCAGCGGACGCACACGGAUGAGAGGCCCUUCCGCUGCACCGACUGCGGGAAGGGCUUUAAGCACAACUCCACCCUCCUCACCCACCGGCGCAUCCACACCGGGGAACGGCCCUACAAGUGUGGGGAGUGUGGGAAGAGCUUUACCCAUAGCUCCACCCUCCACAACCACCAGCUCAUCCACACUGGGGAACGACCCUAUAAGUGCUUUGAAUGUGGAAAGAUGUUUGCAACCGACUGGAAUCUCCUGCAGCACCAGCGGACGCACACGGAUGAGAGGCCCUUCCGCUGCACCGACUGCGGGAAGGGCUUCAACCAGAACUCCACCCUCGUCACCCACCGGCGCAUCCACAGCGGGGAGAGGCCUUACAAGUGUGGGGAGUGUGGAAAGAGCUUCACCCAGAGGUGUCACUUGACCAAACACCAACGGACCCACCAGUAAGGGAAACCCUACCAGUGCCCCGACUGCAGGAAGAGCUUCGGCCACUGCUUCCACCCCAAUGAACCCCUUGAUGGUGAGGCAACCCCUGGAGUCCAGUGACUGUCAGUCCAUCCCUUUCGACCACAAGGGGCCAGUCCCCUUUCCCAGGGGCAGCUUCUUCCAACAGAACCCUUCUUGGCGGGGUGUGUGGAGAUUCCUGCCUUGGCUGGGGACCCCCCCCAAGGUCACUGCUGGAGGCUGAGAGCAGAGAUCUCCCCACGAGCGUUGGUCUGGGGGAGUUCCAUCCAUCUCUAAUUAAGAAUUAUUACUUUUUUGCCAGCUUGAGUAGAAUUGCUUCAACAAUUGCUUUAGUGUAGAGCACUGUCCUGUCUUAUCCUGUACUCCUGGUAGUUUUAGUGUUUGUCUUGUGCAGUAAAUAAUUCUGAUGAAGA